Molecule: messenger RNA, 4161 nt
Organism: Periophthalmus magnuspinnatus
Lineage: Eukaryota; Metazoa; Chordata; Actinopteri; Gobiiformes; Gobiidae
Gene: trim65
Product: tripartite motif containing 65
Exons: 8
Coding region: 116-1657 (513 amino acids)
Molecular function (GO): protein binding
Source: RefSeq, a predicted model, not a curated record
GUCAUUAUUUUAUUUGUGGUGACGUCACAUGAGACGUUAGAUUCCGAUACCGAAAUUCAAUCUUCUGUCUGAUCUAAUGUGCUGCUCUGGCCGGUUCUAAUGCUUGUUCUUCGAAAUGGAGUCCCAGAACCCCAGCAUGACCUGCGCCAUCUGUCUGGAUCAUUUUAAAGACCCCUGCACUAUUCCGUGUGGACAUAACUUCUGCCACUCCUGCAUCAAAUCUCACUGGGACUCUGCAACUAACUACUACUGCCCCAUAUGCAAAGAAGAGUACCACAACAAACCCGCCCUGCGCCGAAAUGUUGACCUCUGUGAGCUGAUAGAGGGGCCCGGCAGCUUGGGAGUGUCCGGUGUGGAGGGACGGGCAGCGGGUGGAGAGGGGAGCAGAGACGUGGAGCUGUGCCAUAGACACGGGAAGCCUCUGGUGCUGUUCUGUAACCAGGAGAAGAUGUCUGUUUGUUAUGAGUGUGCAGUGAAGCAGUGUGAUAGCCACGACAAGAGCAUGCUGGAGGAGGAGAGGCAGAACCAAGAGCUGAUUCUCCAGAGAAAAGAGAAAGAAAUGGAGAGACUCAUCAAAGAAACAGAGAGAAGAAUCCACGACCUAUCUGAGAACAUCAACCAAGCAAACGUCACCCUUCAGCAAACAUGCGAAUGGGUCAGUGCCAAGUUCCAGAGUCUUCUGAAGAGCCUGUUGGAGAAGAAGGAGGUUACAGAGCGGUUCCUGGAGGAGCAGAGAGAUGGCACCAUCACAGAGGCCCAGAGGAGGCUGUCUGAACUGGAGGAGCGUGCCCAAAAGCUCAAAGAAAACAAGGAGCAAGUCAGUACGCUGAGAGAGCUGCCGGAUACUGAGCUAAUCAAGAAGUCCAUGCUGGUGACAGUGCCGGAGUACCAGGACAUCUGCACAGAGGUGAGUCCCAACCUUCAAGAGCGUGUGAGUGGAGUCACUGACGUGCUGUCCCGGGUCUCCAAACUGCUGCAUGAGGAUCUGGAGCGAGCUGUGGGCACUGCACUGGGCCAUGACAAGCAAGCCUCUCCCCAGGACAAGCGGCCCGUCCUGGCUGUGGUGCCCAGUCCUGCAGCUCCCUUCGCUCCAGGGCUCAGGGAGGAACUCGAUAGUCAACGCUGCUCCCUGACCUUUGACCCCCGUACAGCUAACAGUCACCUGUCUCUGUCACAUGGGAACACCCGGGCGGAGCACCUGACCUCGGGGCCACGGGCAGUCCCAGAGGAUGACGUGCGCUUCGACCACACCUGGCAGGUCCUCUGCUGCCAGGGCUUCAGUCAGGGAGUGCACUACUGGGAGCUGACGGUGUCCAAGCCCUGGGCCUUUGUCGGGGUGACGUACGAGUCCAUCCCGCGGAAAGAGAAAGGUAAACGCUGCAUGGUGGGUAUGAACGACGUGUCCUGGAGCCUGCAGCUGGACGAGAGGCAGCUGAGCGCGUGUCACGGUGGGCGACAGGAGCCGGUGAGUGGGCCCCCUCCUCCGCACUGCCGCAUUGGGGUGCACCUGGAUUACGACGGAGGUACUCUCACCUUCUACGGGCCAGACCAGAGCCGCCUGCAUGCCUUCCACUGCACACCCUUCACACACCCGCUGUACCCCGCCUGCUGGAUCGGGGAGGGGGUCAGCGUCAGCCUUUGCCCCCCCAGGACAUGAGGGCGGAGCACAGAUCAGCAGAAAAGACAUGAGAAGACGCUUGGCUUUUUAAACAUGGGAAUCCGACAUGAGUUACAAUGAACUGACUUUGGAAUAUUUUCUUUCAUUAUUGUUUUAUUAUCAUCAUAAAUUCCAUUCCCUGGGAUUCAGAAUACACAAUUCUCCAAUACUUCAUUUCACCUUCAUUUCACACUAACAGUGUUUCACUGAAAGAAACAUAUCUGUUUUUAAUCAUGUUUGGUUUUGGCUCAAGAGGCGAAGGAGGCCAUGGCAUAAAAACACAGAGCGGUAUCAUUCUGGAUUUGCCAAGCAAAUCCUAAAUUGGUGUACAUUUUUGGACUUGUUCAGUCUAUGUGUAAUUUCAAAAAACAAGAGCAGUGUGUUUGGGCCAAUGUGAACUCAAGAGUCACACUCUGGACUGCAGUAAACAGCCAGUCAGAGAGCACAGGAGGUCUCUGGAGCAGGGCAAGUGCGGUGUGAACAUGGCCAACCUUGGGCAGAUUUACGCAGUCCACUGUGAUCGUAAAAGUGGUUGGAUUUGAGCAAGAAAGUGCUCGAAUCACAUAUAUAUCUAGCCUGCUGAAUUUGGGUCGGCAGAUGGAAAAUGUAGGUGGGCAAAUACAGAGCUAUAUGUGUAUUUGUAUGAAGUAAUAGAUGUGAAUCGGUGGGCAAGAAUUUCCCAUCCUUAUCUAUAGCUACAACUGGCCCUGCUUCACAUGAUCAACUUUAUAUUGCCGUUAAGAGGUAACUAAAGUCAUGUGCUGCUUGUGAGAGUGCAGACUUCACUGUGGUUGGUUAAAUCCACCUGUCACUCACUCAGGACACACUCAAUAGAAGUGUUUGGUGGUGCAAAUGUGUACGUUUGAGCAUAAACAGAGAAGCAGUGAACCACGAUGUAUCCAUAUCACAAAUGCAAACUGGCACAGAGAUGAGAUCACAGUCUUCAUUUCUAUUGUCAUACAAACUUGUCAAACCUACUUAAUUUUAGGGCUGUAGUUGAAUAAAGAAAUUCUUGGUCGAUUAAAGACAUGUCCGACCGAUCGAUUAGCCGACUAAAAAAGGGGGCAAAAUCUCUCAAAACUAUUACGUAUGUCUUUAUCUGACCCAGACUGCAUUCUUUUUUUUUUUUCUUUUUUUUCAAAAUUUGUUUAUUUGGCUUAUGCAGAAAUUGUACAAUGUACAUUCACAUAUCACAAAUAGUGAGAAAGUAAAAAAAUAUUCUGCACAAUUUCCUUUUAUAACACAAUGAUACACACACAAAAACAUAAACACCACACUAACAUUCUCCAUCCAAAUGACAAAAAGGAAAAAAAUGCAGUUACCCGUCCUGACCCCCAGACUGCAUUCUUAAGACACCUGCACGGGAGUUCAUGCAAAAGCAACUAUUUAUGCAGAAAAAAGUACAAGAAACGGCGUAUUUAUAUAAAGACUGAUUAAACUUGUGAACCUGAGUUUAAUCUCUCUUUUUACAUAGAAAUACCAAAAAUACCAUACCUUCAGCAAACUUAUUUACUAACUUCUGCUUUCUGCUGUUGUCUCAUAUAAAUCCUUAUAACUAAAUAAAAGGAUUAGUCGACUAAAACAGUUUUUGAUUGACUAUGACAUCAUCGGCCGAUUAAUCGACUAAAUGAAUAAAGAACUACAGCCCUAAUUAAAUCCAUAUGAAUAUUCUGAAUUCCAGUCAUCCUAACUCAUGUGACUGCGUUUUUUUAAGUAUGUUGUAUUAUAGGACUUUCUUUGCACUUAUAUUUAAAAAAAAAAACUAAAAAAAAACACUCGCAUUUGUAGGAGUGAUUUCUGGAGUGAAAUGUUUCAAUGUCCAUUAAACUGGUGCUAUAUCUUUGACAGUUUACCUUCUGUUCCUGCCCACAGCGGAUACACUGAGCCCAGGCUAAAUGAGUCAAGGAAGCCAUUCAUUGUGUUUUUGGAUGAAGUACUUCAUAUUUUUACAUUCUCAAAACAUAACUAAGUGCUCAGAUGUGGUAAAAGUACAGUAUUCGGUAAAAGGAUAAGUAAAAGGGGCAAAUACAGGGGCAAAAAAUGACUCAAGUAAAAGUAUUGGAUAAAAAAAUCUUAAGUAUAAGUAUUAACCUAGGCCACCCAUUCGAAAAUGUAAAAGUAUUUCUUAUUUUGAAAAAUGCUAGAGUUAAAUGUAGUGAUACUGAUAAAGACUUAGAGAAUAUUGUUCUGCAGAAACUACGAACAUGCCAAAAAUAAAGUCCUCAGCCUUUUCAACAGGUGUCAAACUAUUACAAAAUACAGAGCGCUUUGUUGUGAAAGUGUGGCUGAGUUGGUAGCGUUAAUUUACAACAUCUUCAUCUUCAACGUGGUACUGAAAAGGUUUAAUAAUUGACAUCUGACUUAUAAUGCAUUUAUUUUGUCACCUCUGCCGUAUAUGUAUUUAAUGCAUUUUGUCAACGUUAUUAUUUGCAAAUAUGGCAGAAAACCUUGCACAAAUUGUAAGAAAUACUUUUUUGGGACAUUAAAAUGAUGUACAUACUUUC